Messenger RNA from Archocentrus centrarchus (flier cichlid), 4179 nucleotides. It is a transcript of the gene fez2b, whose product is annotated as fasciculation and elongation protein zeta 2b. The transcript is spliced from 11 exons. Lineage: Eukaryota; Metazoa; Chordata; Actinopteri; Cichliformes; Cichlidae. Gene Ontology annotation, cellular component: cytoplasm; axon. Bases 97 to 1281 code for a protein of 394 amino acids. The record is from RefSeq and is a predicted model, not a curated record.
CUGGGUCUCCUCUGGUUGUCUUUCUAGUCUGGUCGAGCGUCGAAGCCGAAAGUAGAGCAUCGACGGUUCUGUCUGAACCGAGAAUUCACGGCAGUCAUGGCGGCGCCGUUAGCCCAUUUCGAUGAGGACUGGCAGGACUUUAACGAAUUCAAGCCGUCCUCGGACUCGGUCGACCCGCUGGACAAGCUGAACUCAAACGUGGGCGAUUCGUCGGGCCUAGACGAUUUCUCGGAUCUGGACAACAGUUUCUCUGGGGAGAUCUGCAGCUUCAAGUCGAUGGAGGACCUUGUCCACGACUUCGACGAGAAGCUGACAGUGUGUUUCCGAAACUACAACACUACGACGGAAAACAUAGCUCCCAUUAAACCUAUCACAGAGGAUAAUUACUUGAAAGACGACGAGGUUUGGAACGCUCUGACAGAUAACUAUGGCAAUGUGAUGCCGGUGGACUGGAAGACAUCUCACACUCGCUCCUUACACCUGCCGACCCUCAACCUCACUGAACACGAGAAGUUGGAUAACCAGUCAUUAGAUCUGUCAGACGACGAGGAGCUGAGGGAACAGAUGGACAUGCACUCGAUCAUCGUCUCCUGCAUCAACGACGAGCCACUUUUCACCGCUGAGCAGGUGAUUGAGGAGAUAGAGGAGAUGAUGCAGGAGUCUCCAGACCCCGAGGACGAUGAGAGUCCUUCACAGUCCGACCUGUCUAUGCUCUCUCAAGACCUUCACACCAUGAAACGCUCCGGCUCCAACACCAGCUACGAGGACCGGCUGCGUCAGAUGUCUGUGUCAGAGCUGACUGAGACUCUGGAGGAAGUGGAGGCGGCCAUUCGUCGCUACAGCGAGGAGCUGAUCCAGGCUCUGGCUCUGCGAGAUGAGCUGGACUACGAAAAGGAGGUGAAGAACAGCUUCAUCUCGCUGCUCAUUGACGUGCAGAACAGACAGAAGGAGCACCGCGAGCUGCUGCGAAAGAAGAAGAAAAUCCGAAGCACAACUACGACGGGGCCCAACGGCCAGAGGACGGUCAGCACGCACAUACCUGGCACGCUCCUCACUCUGGAGGGACUCUCCAAUGUCAUUCAAAAUGGCCUCCGUCAAACUUUUGGCAACACAGGAGGGGACAAACAGUACCUGACCACGGUGAUCCCUUAUGAGAAGAAAACGGGCCCCCCGUCUGUAGAAGAUCUCCAGAUCCUCACAAAGAUCCUCCAUGCCAUGAGGGAUGACAGUGAGAAGGUACCUGCGCUUCUAACAGAUUACAUUCUCAAAGCUCUGGUAUGAGAGCAGUGGAAACUGAGUUCUCUGCCCCACGUAAAGUCAAAGGCGAGACGCCCGUUUCCAGAACCUUCCACUGGGCCAUCAGAAGAGGGUUCUGGUACCCACACAGUGGCCCCAGUUUCCUAUCAUAGACUUUCUUUCCUUGUGGUACUUUUUUCUUUUUUUUUUAAACUCUGGUGUCCCUUAGAUUUUAACUCUCCUUGACUUGUAUAUUUCAUUGUAACCUUUUAACUUUUUAAUGCUUGAGUACUACAUCCCUGCAUAUUCUGACUGCAUGAUAACUUGUCUAUAGAUGCCAGUAAUCAGUAUUAGUCUGAACACCCCACUUCCUGAUUUGCCAGGGGGAUUUCUGACAAGGUGUAGCCUGUGGGCACCGUCAUCAGGCCUGUGUGAGGGGGAAAUGCAGUCCAAUCUGGUUUUUUUUGUAAAUUCGUGUUUCUGUGUAGUUCAUGCCUGACAGGAAAAACAAAUCUGGGCAGAAUCUGUGAAUCUCAAAGUGCCAGGCAAGUCAUGUGAUAAGGUCCUGUUUGUUUGUUUGUUUGUUUGUUUUUGUUUUGUUCCUGUAAGGAAUCCAUUGCAUUAAUGGCAUCUGUUGAUGGUUGCACAUGACGUCUUAAGGUUGAAAACUGCUUGCUGAGGAUCAAGGAGCAAACCCUUUAAUUUAAAAAUGCAAACCUGUAAGUGCUUAUGUUGUUGCAUGUUGGUUUGGGGUUCAUGCUCGAUAUUAGCUGUUAACUGAAUGUUAAGAGGAAAUAUUUUGUAUAUGAUUAGAGAAAUUGCACAGCUUGGGGAACUUUUUUUUUUUUUUAAAGGACGAAAAAGUGGAAAGUCGUAGCUGGAUGAUCAAACAUGUAAAGCAUAUUUUUGGAUAAGGGGAUGUUUUUUAGUGAGAUUAAGGACUUUGUAAUAAUUUUGUAAAUGCUGUCUAUUGACCUCUGAGCCCUCGAGUGGUGACCCACCCCCCCCAUCCCCAACAAUGGCAUCACUUCCCCCAUUUCAUGAGUCAGCAGAUACAUCGUGUGUUAACGUUAAGCAUUAGUGCAAACCAGUCUGUCUGAUUGUGUGUUAGCUAGAUGUUGUAGUUCACAUUAAGUCAGAUUUGGUAAUUGUGUCGUUACGCGUCUAUAAGUAGUUGUAGGUUUUUAUCUGUAUCUUACAUCUUUAGCAGUUAAAUUUUAGUGCUAGCACUUUUACUCUGUCAGUGAGCCGAUCAUGUGGUGAUGCACCGCAGAGUAGGCCUCAGUAGAUUAGUGCAAGGCGAAGCUUAGAAAACAGCUGAGGUGAACAAAGCUGUUAACAGGAGGUGUUAUCAUGCAGUUAUGUAUUGAUUUCCCACGUUAGUCACUGUGAGUGUGAAAAUUGAAACCACCUUUAACGGGCACUCCACUGAGUUUACAUUGCCAUCAGUUUGUGCAUCAUGAAUCAACCAGCAAAACUGUUGCGUGAUGUGUUAUCAGCAGCUCUGGAGAAGCUUUAACACAAUGUCAUCAAGGGUAUCUCGUCCCGGGCUUGGGAAAAUCUGCAGGUGGGGGCGGGGGCGGCGGCGGGGGGUCGAAGCUAUACUAGGACUAAAAGUCGGGGCAUCUCUUGCAAGUCUUUACAGAAGUGCACUACGUAAUCGCAGGAGUGCCCCUCUAAAACCAACCAUUUCUCCAGCAAGUUGGCACGCUAACGUUCGAAACACCAGCUGCUACGGGUGCACCCACGCACUGUCAGAUCAGGUGUAGCCUAGCUCUCAGGUACGAUCAUCGGUGUUAGUAGUUUAAAAUCUUCUUCCGAAAGUUACUGACAUUCCUGAGUGGUUUUUAGCAGCUAGACUUUCAGCUUGGCUGGACUUCUGUCUUUCAGACAUGUUCUCAUGUUUAUAGUAGCCACUUGACUAAAUAUGCUCAGAAUCAUAUAGUACGCUCUGUAGUCAUAGCAGUAGGUGUAGCGCAGUAAAGACAUCCGUAGAGGCUGCAGUAGCAUCUGCUUUUUGUAGGGGGUCUUCUGACGAUAGCAUAGCUGUGGUUAACGUCUGGUGAGGAGAUGCUCUUGAGAAAGGACUUUACUAUUACUGGGUAAGAAUCGAAAGCCUCGCUCUCGAAACGGGGAGUGAUGAAGAUGAUGAAUGUUGGGGAAGAUUGCACAAACGGUUGCUUAAACAUAAGGGGUCCAUUUAUUUUUUAAAGGAAGUCAAACGCUUGUAGUAGCGCUUUUAGUGCUGUAUUAUACUAUUUACAUGUAACUUGUUUCUAAUUUAGCCAGCUACAAAACCAUUUGCAACCUAGCAUGUGCUGCAUGCACUUUACUGUUGCAAACACAUUUCUUAUGAUUAAGAAUUUUUUAGGAGCGUAUGGAUAUUAGACUAAAGGGACAAGCAAGAAAAUGCAGACAAAACCUGUGAAGAGUUUAACUAUUAGAAAUCAGAAAUAUCAGAGGGAGUAAAAUACUUAAAACAUCCAUCGAUUUUAUCAUAAUCUGAUUAAAUUAAACUAGUUUGUAAUGGUAUUUGUGUAAAUAAAACACUGAUUUAUAAUGAAAUGGCAGUCAGCACAGGGGUCACUAAAGGAUCUCGUCUCAGGCCAGAGCCCCUCAUCUGGCUUUCUUAGCAGACAUAUCAGUUUAACUACAAUUUAGAGAUUUAUAUUUAUACAUGUACAAGAAGCAAUGAAAUAAGAGGCUGCCUUUGUAAAUUCCUGAAAAUCUUUGUACAUUUAACAAACUCCUCUUUUACUUUUAAUGCAAUAUAACUCCCCGGUUUGGGGUUUUAUGUUUACUGUCUCACGUGGUACUGCAAUAUAUUAAUUUAUUAUGUAAAUGUUUGUUUUGUAACCAUAUUAUUGACUGUAAUGGUACAAGUGUUUUGUGCCCACAUUGCAUUGAAACUCAUUUAAAAUAAAAACUAGAAUUACCUCUUCA